Globicephala melas (long-finned pilot whale) is the source of this 1346-nucleotide messenger RNA. RefSeq names its product membrane bound O-acyltransferase domain containing 4 (gene MBOAT4). Gene Ontology annotation, cellular component: endoplasmic reticulum membrane. Gene Ontology annotation, biological process: peptidyl-serine octanoylation; lipid modification. Gene Ontology annotation, molecular function: serine O-acyltransferase activity. NCBI's taxonomy places the organism in Eukaryota, Metazoa, Chordata, Mammalia, Artiodactyla, Delphinidae. The record is from RefSeq and is a predicted model, not a curated record.
GGAAAGGACAGUAUCUUUUGUUCCAGUUCAUGAUGGAUUGGCUUCAGCUGUUCUUCCUCCAUCCUGUAUCACUUUAUCAAGGGGCUGCUUUUCCUUUUGCGCUUCUCUUUAAUUAUCUCUGCAUUAUGGAUUCAUUUUCCACUCAUGCCAGGUACCUGUUCCUCCUGGUGGUAGGAGGAGCCCUGGCAGUAGCCGCCAUGGGUUCCUUCGCUGUGCUGGUCUUCAUCCCCGCUCUGUGCACCGUGGUCCUGAUCUACUCGCUGGGCCCCCAGGACGUCCACAGGCUGACUUUCCUCUUUCAGAUGAGCUGGCAGACGCUGUGCCACCUGGGUCUGCACUAUACGGAGUAUUAUCUGCAAGAAGCUCCUUCCACGAGGUUCUGCGUCACUCUUUCUUCCCUCAUGCUCUUGACCCAGAGGGUCACAUCCCUGUCUCUGGACAUUCGUGAGGGGAAAGUGGCAGCAGCAGCAGCAGGAGGAGGCAUCAGGAACAGGAACUCUUUGUCUGAGCGUCUGUGGGGAGCUCUGCCCUAUUUCAGCUACUUGCUCUUUUUCCCUGCUCUCCUAGGAGGCCCCCUGUGUUCCUUCCAGAGAUUUCAGGCUCGUGUUCAAGGGCCCAGCAGUUUGUAUCCCAGGCACUCUUUCUGGGCUCUGACCCGGAGGGGUCUGCAGAUUCUGGGACUAGAGUGUCUGAAGGUCGUGGUGAGGCGGGCGGUGAGCGCAGGGGCAGGACUGACAGACUGCCAGCAACUGCAGUGCGUCUAUGUCACGUGGUCCACUGCCGGGCUCCUCAAACUCACCUACUACUCCCACUGGCUCCUGGAUGACUCCCUCCUCUACGCAGCGGGCUUUGGAUCUGAGUUUGGUCAGAGCCCCGGUGAGGAGGGAUACAUCCCUGAUGCGGACAUUUGGACGCUGGAAACAACCCACAGGAUAGCUCUGUUCACCAGAAAGUGGAACCAGAGCACAGCUCGGUGGCUCCGACGCCUCGUUUUCCAGCAGGGCAGGACCUGGCCCUUGUUGCAGACGUUCGUCUUCUCGGCUUGGUGGCACGGACUCCACCCGGGACAGGUGUUUGGUUUCCUCUGCUGGGCUGUGAUGGUGGAAGCCGACUACCUGAUUCACACCUUUGCCAAUGUGUUCAUCAGAUCCGGGCCGAUGCGGGUGCUCUACAGAACUCUCACCUGGGCCCACACCCAGCUCAUCCUUGCCUACAUAAUGCUGGCCGUGGAGGUCCGGAGCCUCUCCUCUCUCUGGCUGCUGUGGAAUUCUUACAACAGCGUCUUUCCCACGGUGUAUUGUAUUUUGCUUUUUGUUUUAGCGAAGAGAAAGCAUAAAUUUAACUGA